CAGACGGCAGAGAGCGCGAGUGCCAGAAACCAGAACGGCAGCAAGUAGGAACACGACGGCACACAUCGGAAAAUGCAGAAUUGAUUUUACUCGGGACGGUCGAUCCUGCAGCAGUGCUAGGUGAAGAAAAAUUUUCCUGCCCCAGUUUGUUCGACUGAAAUGUGGAGGAAAAUUGUGCAAAACGGGAUCGAACGUGGAUAGGAAUCGAUCGUGAUCGAGUAGAACGUGUGCGAACGGGUGGAAAACGAGAAUUUCCGUGGAAAAGAAAACUAGUUUCGGAAGGAUCUGCAGAACGUGGAAAAAAGCGCUAGGAUCCUUCAGAAUGGUGAAGUGGUGAAGAAAAAUUCUUCCAGGGAUUUGAGGUGGUUUGAUGAGGUUUUUGGUGGAGAUUAACGGGUCGUAAUCAGUUGCGUGCUACAGAGUUGGCUUUACUUGCGUGGAAUCAACGCCAGGAAGAUGGAAAAAGUAUGAAACGGAUCUGCUGGUUCUAGUCGAAAAAGGAUCCUGGGAAAAUUAUCCAAUUUUCAAACAAUUUUCCCAUUCCCCGCACAACGGUAGUGUGUCUGUACGUGAGCCUGGCUGGUUGGUGUUGUAUUACGGCAAUUGCGUCGGUGUGAGUGAGUGUGUCCUACAAAAUAAGUGAAUGCUGCCGUGCUGGCCAAGUCCUUUCCGUUUGAGUUGAGCACAGUGCUGUUUGGGUAUUAAAGCGAAGGCGAAGGCAGACCAAGGCUUGAAAGAGCACGAGAGCAGAAAGGUUAUGUGGUAAUAAAAUAGGAGCAAUCGUGUGAAGAGGGUGGGAAGAGCUCUUGGGUGGGGGAAGGAUAUCCAAUCAAGGAGAGAAGAAAAAGUGGCACCAGAAGGAAGCAGUACCCUUAGAGGAGCGAGAAAAGGAUUAAAAAUUAAUUUUAGUUGGCUGCUUGCCAGCGAAAGAGGAUAAUUCCGACACUGGAUGACCACAGCUGCAGCAUAGCCUGAAGGCAUUCGGAAACGUGUGGAAUUCGAGAUUGCUGGGGUCGAUGGGUAUAAUAAUCGUUAUGACAGCAUCCAACCUCGCCACCACCGUUGCUACAAUCAGUUAUGGAUCACAUUAGUCCGGUGGAACGUCGAAGAGUAACUCUCAUCGUGCUGGGAAUCAACAAUAUCGAAGGCAGUAGCAGCGGCUCUGGAUACGGCGACGAGCGGCCAACAGCUUCCUUUUUCGUCCGUUGAUAGAUGAAUGUGGAUCUGGUUUAAGGUUAGCAGCGGCUCAAGAGGCGGAGCUUCCUGGCAAGGACGACGGGAAGCAAAUGGGUCCGAAGAAAGGAAAAAAGGGCACAAGUCCGAGGCAUCGAACCGGUCCACCACCACCCGGACCCUCAUCACUGUUCAUUUUCGCAGAGGAUAACUUUAUUAGGAAAGCAACUAAAUUCAUCAUAGAAUGGCCGCCCUUCGAGUAUGCCGUACUGUUGACAAUCAUCGCCAAUUGCGUCGUGCUGGCCCUGGAGGAACAUCUGCCGCAUGGCGACAAGACGGUGCUGGCCCAGAAGCUGGAACUGACCGAGAGCUACUUCCUGUGCAUCUUCACGAUCGAGGCCGCACUCAAAAUCAUCGCCCUCGGGUUGGUGCUGCACGCCGACUCCUAUCUGCGCAACAUCUGGAACAUGAUGGAUUUUUUCGUAGUGUUCACGGGGCUCAUCACGUUGCUCCCUCUUCCGCUCGAUAUAGAUCUCAGAACGUUAAGGUCGAUUCGUGUGUUACGACCUUUGAAAUUAGUUUCUGGAGUUCCUAGUCUACAAGUCGUGCUGAAGUCCAUCAUCAAAGCGAUGGCCCCGUUGCUCCAGAUCGGACUCUUAGUCUUGUUUGCAAUCGUUAUAUUCGCAAUUAUAGGAUUAGAAUUUUACUCGGGUGCUUUGCACAAAAGUUGUUAUAGCUUAGAAAAUGCCUUUGAAAUUGUUGAAGAAGGUGACAUGCCGACGCCUUGUUACGACGACGACGACACGAUGAACGUCGAACUGCCAGCCGGAGUGCAUCUGUGCAAUCACAACGAGAGUGCAUGCAUCGAGCAGUGGGAGGGUCCCAACUACGGCAUUACGAACUUCGACAACAUUGGCUUCGCUAUGUUGACCGUGUUUCAGUGCAUCACGAUGGAGGGCUGGACGUCAACUAUGUAUUGGACCAAUGAUGCUUUAGGCUCAACAUUCAAUUGGAUAUAUUUUGUGCCUUUGAUUAUAAUUGGUUCGUUUUUCAUGCUCAACUUAGUUCUCGGUGUCCUCAGUGGUGAGUUUGCGCGAGAGCGAGAAAAAGUCGAAAACCGCCAGGAGUUUCUGAAACUCCGCCGGCAGCAGCAACUGGAGAAGGAACUGAACGGGUUCGUCGAGUGGAUCUGCAAAGCGGAGGAAAUAAUCCUAGCGGAGGACCGAACCACCGAAGAGGAACGCAUGUAUAUAAUAGAAGCCCGUAAGAAAGCCGCCGCCAAGCGGAAAAAGCUGAAAAACCUCGGCAAAUCCAAGUCUUCAGAAACAGACGACGAAGAAGCCACCACCGAAUCGGGCGACGAAGGCAUCCUGAAGAAGGAAAAGAAACCGGCCAAGUCCGGCUUCUGGCGAGCGGAGAAACGGUUCCGCUACGGCAUUCGACACACAGUCAAAACGCAAUGGUUCUACUGGUUCGUGAUAGUUCUGGUGUUUCUGAACACCAUCUGUGUGGCGGUUGAACACUACGGGCAACCGAAUUGGUUGUCGUUGUUUCUAUACUACGCCGAGUUUGCAUUCCUAGGCUUGUUCAUGUGCGAGAUGUUGAUCAAAAUCUACGCACUCGGGCCUCGCAUCUACUUCGAGUCGGCCUUCAACCGGUUCGAUUGCAUAGUUAUCGCUGGUUCAAUCUUCGAGGUGGUUUGGUCCGCCUACAAAGAGGGUUCCUUCGGUAUCUCCGUGCUGCGAGCUCUCCGGUUGCUGCGCAUCUUCAAGGUCACCAAGUAUUGGUCCUCGCUCCGUAACUUGGUCAUCUCUUUGCUCAGUUCGAUGCGUUCGAUUAUCUCGUUGCUGUUUCUGCUCUUUCUGUUCAUUCUGAUAUUCGCGCUGCUCGGAAUGCAGCUGUUCGGGGGACAGUUCAUCCUGCCCGAGGGCACACCACCGACUAACUUUAACACAUUCACCAUCGCACUACUCACCGUGUUCCAGAUCCUCACCGGGGAGGACUGGAAUGAGGUCAUGUACCUCGGCAUCAACUCACAGGGCGGACACGAAAGCGGGAUGAUCUAUUCGCUGUACUUCAUCAUCUUAACACUGUUCGGGAACUACACCCUGCUGAACGUAUUCUUGGCUAUCGCUGUUGAUAAUUUGGCGAACGCACAAGAGCUAACCGCAGCAGAAGAGCAGCAGCAGGAACGAGACAAGGAGAAACAGCAGAUGGAACUGGAGAAGGAGAUGGAAGCACUACAAAAAGCAAAAGAUGGCACACCAACGACGGAAGAAGCAGAAGCAGAGAAGGAGAAAGAAACCAAAAAGGAGGAAGCCAAAAACGAAGAGGAAGACGAAGAGCAAGGCGAAGGACCGAAACCAAUGCUGCCGUACUCCUGCAUGUUCAUAUUCUCUUCGACCAAUCCAAUGCGCCGGGCAGCCCAUUGGGUCGUCAACCUGCGGUACUUCGAUUUCUUCAUCAUGAUCGUCAUUUCGCUGUCCUCGAUCGCGCUGGCCGCCGAAGAUCCGGUACAGGAGGACGCCCCCCGUAACAUAGUGCUCAACAAUCUGGAUUACGCCUUCACGUGUGUCUUUACGAUCGAGUUGUUGCUCAAGCUGAUCGAUUUGGGCGUGAUCCUCCAUCCGGGCAGUUACCUGCGCGAAAUCUGGAACAUCAUGGACGCCGUCGUGGUCGGCUGUGCCGUCAUCAGUAUCGGGUUCGACAUCAGCGGAAGCGAUGCCGGUGCCGAUCUGUCUACAAUCAAGUCACUCCGAGUGCUGCGAGUGCUACGCCCGCUGAAAACAAUCAAACGUGUUCCGAAGCUGAAAGCGGUGUUCGAUUGCGUCGUGGGAUCACUCAAGAACGUCAUCAACAUCCUUAUCGUGUACAUUCUGUUCCAGUUUAUCUUCGCCGUCAUUGCAGUGCAGCUGUUCAACGGCAAGUUCUUCUACUGUAGCGACGAUAGCAAACACAACAGCAUUGACUGCCAGGGUUCAUAUUUCGUGUUCGACGAAGUGGACGGAAUGCCGAAGAAGGCGGAUCGAGAAUGGAAGACGCAGUACUUCAACUACGACAACGUGGCUACUGCUAUGCUGACGUUGUUCGCAGUGCAGACCGGUGAAGGAUGGCCACAAGUUCUUCAAAACUCCAUGGCAGCUACCUACGAGGACCAGGGACCAAUCCAAAAUUUCCGCAUUGAAAUGUCCAUCUUCUACGUAGUCUACUUCGUUGUGUUUCCGUUCUUCUUCGUGAACAUUUUCGUUGCCUUGAUUAUCAUCACUUUCCAAGAGCAGGGUGAAGCAGAGCUUCAGGACGGCGAGAUCGAUAAGAAUCAGAAAUCGUGCAUCGACUUUACAAUCGGAGCGCGGCCACUAGAGCGAUACAUUCCCACCAAACAUUCCGGCUUCAAGUACACCGUGUGGCGAAUCAUUGUCUCAGCACCAUUCGAGUAUUUCAUCAUGUCACUGAUUGUGUUCAACACUCUGCUGCUGAUGUUGAAGUGUCACGACCAGAACAAAAAGCUGGAGAAUUUCAUGAAGUAUCUCAACAUGAUAUUCACGGGGAUGUUCAGCGUGGAAACGGUGCUCAAAAUCAUUGGAUUUGGAGCGAGGAAUUUCUUCAAGGAUGCAUGGAACGUGUUCGAUUUGAUCACCGUUAUCGGUAGUAUCGUCGAUGCUCUUAUUUUGCUCCUUUGGGAAAACUCGUUCAACGUCGGAUUCUUGCGUCUGUUCCGUGCGGCCCGUUUGAUCAAACUGCUCCGACAAGGUGACACCAUCCGUAUUCUUCUGUGGACCUUUGUUCAAUCCUUCAAAGCACUGCCUUAUGUAUGUUUGCUGAUUGCGAUGCUGUUCUUUAUCUAUGCAAUCAUCGGAAUGCAGGUCUUUGGUAAUAUAGAAUUAGAUCCGGACACUGCCAUCAGUCGUCACAACAAUUUCAGAUCGUUCCUGGACGGUCUGAUGUUACUGUUCAGGUGCGCAACGGGAGAAUCAUGGCCGAACAUCAUGUUGGCUUGUCUCAAAGGACGUCCCUGUGAUCCUCGAGCCAACAAACCGAACGAAACUUGUGGAUCGACACUUGCCUACGGAUACUUUGUAUCCUUCAUCUUCUUCUGUUCAUUCUUGAUGUUGAAUUUGUUCGUCGCUGUCAUUAUGGACAACUUUGACUAUCUGACGCGAGACUCCAGUAUUCUUGGCGCUCAUCACUUGGACGAAUUCGUGAGGAUAUGGGCCGAAUAUGACCCUUCCGCAUCGGGGAAACUGCACUUCACCGAAAUGUUCGAUAUGCUCAAGAACAUGGCACCACCGCUUGGUUUUGGGAACAAAUGUCCGAAUAGGCUUGCGUACAAAAAGCUAACUCGGAUGAACAUGCCGCUAGAUGAGGAAGGGAGAGUGAGUUUUACCACGACACUGUUUGCGUUGAUUCGAGAAAACUUGAGCAUCAAGAUGAGACCUGCCGAGGAAAUGGAUCAAGCCGAUAUGGAACUGCGUCAGACGAUAAAGCAAAUUUGGCCCAUUCAAGCGAAGAAGAUGAUCGAUCUGUUAGUACCUCCCAAGGACAUGCUGAACACCGGGAAGAUGACGGUCGGGAAGAUCUACGCUGGAAUUUUGCUGCUGGAAACGUGGCGGAACAAUAAAUGUGUACAGCUGGAAUGCGAUGCGCCGGAUCUACAGGACCGAAAGAGCCACGAGAUUCAGGAAGCAUACAUCGACGAUGGACACCUGCAUCCGGGUCACGAUGCACGGGGUGCCCAUCGGCGUUCACCCAGCAUACAGAGGGGUUCGGCUCUGGAGCGUUCACCUAGUCCGAGGCACCUACACCACGACAUUGGCUUCUCGGAGACGGUGUCCAACGUGGUGGAAAUUGCACGUAGGGAUCACCUAAUUGGUAGGCACAGCUAUGGGCGCUAUAGAUAUGAUAGAGGUUCCUGGUCCGUAGCCACCAGUCCGGCACGUUCGCCCUCGCCAACGCGGUUAGACACCCAGAUCAGCGCCCACCAUCGGUACAACCGAAGGAUACACCCGUACGGAACGACCAGCCUGUGUCAGAGGUCACGAUCGCCGAGUCCGGCCCGGCUGCAGGAGCUGAGGGAACGCGAGCGCGAACGGUACCGAGAGGAAAUUGUGUCUCGCCCGUACAUCCAGCACACUUAUCCAGUAUUACAAUCACACAGAGAUUUCGGAAGAAGACUGCCACCAAGACCAAUAAAACCAACAACACUACAGUUAAAGUCUACUAAUAUUAAUUUCCCGCGGUUAAACACUAGUCCUACGCAUCAAAGUCUCCAUCUAUCGCUAAACACUCACUCGCUGCCAUACGGUGUUCAUUCGUUGCCCAACUCGCGCGGCGAGAUUUCACGCGAUCCACGCAUCUACCACCACACGGAAAGCGAACGGGAUCGGGAGCGCGAACGGCUGCGGGAACGUGAGCGGGACUACGGCUCCCGGUACGUGUUCCGGGAUACCGAGCGGGAGCUGUUCGAGAUCGAGCGGGAGCUGGAGCGGGCGCGGGACUCCGCCCGGGAUACCGAUUACGAGAGAUCGUUUCAGGGUGGAACCCCUAUCGUACGAGCACCUGUACAAUCUGGGCCGCACCGGCGGUAGUGCGUUCGGUUCGUCGGCCCUCAACGGAUUCAAGCCCAAGGUGGGAAUGCACUCAAUCUACUCCGAAUCGGACGAAGGCGACUGGUGCUAGCACAGGUUUGAGGACGCACAAAUCUCCAAAGCCAACAACACCAACGACGCCCUGGGUAAGAACAAUAGCGAUGAUCCGGUAGAUGCUGAUGAUGACAAUGGCAACCUAGAAGACAAACUCAAUCAUCCGUACGCGAAAAAAUUCUACAAUCACCCUGACGAAGACUACGACGACGACAACGAUGACGACCACGAUGACAAAAAGGCCUCCAACGAGAGCAGCGAGGGCAAUCCUUGGCCAAAGGCUGCGCAAUCUAGCGAUAAUAGUAGUAAGGGUAGUAGUGGUAGCAGUAGCAUUGAUAUUAAUGGUAAUUUUAGUUUUCGUGAAACACUCGAAAGGAUAUUCGCAUCCAUCCUUGUCGAGGGGUGUAUUCGGGCACUCGUCACAAUCGUCACUGUAGUGAGAGCCGAGCAACCAUGUGAAACACCAAAAUCUAACGCCAUUUUCGUCCGUACAGUAGAGUUGAUUGCGAAGCUUAGCAUAUUUUCUUAUACGUAAUCUCGAUAGCAAGUUGAAAUCAUUAGGAUAUUUGUUUGACACGGAUUGACAAUUAAUUUUAGCAAGUACGGUUCAGUUAAUUUAGGAAAAGAAUUCCUUGAAAAUGAUCCAUCCAAGCAAGGCCACGAGGAAAUCUUACACUUAAGCGAAAAGAGCAAUAUUCAUUAGUAGGCAAACAAGUUUCAAGCUAGAUUUUUGGAAAGAUUUCAGUACGGUUAAUUUUGUGUUAUUCAGAUAUUAAUCAUAUUGAUUGCAGUUAGCAUUCAAUUAUUUUCAAGCAAGGGGAGAAUGUAACAAUACAAACGAAAUCAAUAUAGAAUAACAAAUUUUUCAAUCUUUCAUAACAUAAGUAAAUUUUAAUAAACAAUUCAAACAAAUUAAAAAACAAAACGACAAAUGAACCACAACUGGUCUAGUUUUACGGAAUUGUUGCCGCUUAUUCUUAUCUAAACAAAGGAAGGGAAAAAUAAAACCAGAACUGGUAUGGAAGAAUGGAAAACAAAUGCCCAGGAUUGAUCGAAGAGAAUCCAUUUCAUGGAUAAUCACAUGACUAUAACCUAAAACCACUUUCUAAAACAGUUCGCACUUAGUUAUAGGAAUUUUCACCUAUUUCAAAAUUUUCCACCCCAUACUUAUUCAUUCUUGGAUCGGACGUAGAAUCGUUUCUCAUAGCUCUGCUGUUUGAUUUAGAAAGCAUUUUUUCAAUAGAGUAAGAUCUUGAUUUUCGUCGAAAGUAUCCAAUCGGGUAUUCGGUAAAAGCUGUAAACUAAUCGCUUUUGUCAAUCGAAAAUAGGUUUAAAACUCAAUCAUGCGUUUAGGAAAGAAAUUAAAAAAUGUAGAAUGGUUCCAGAAUGGAAGGAAUAACAAAACAGCAACAAACAGAGAAAGAAUAUAAGCAUAUUUAUAAGUAAACAUCAGGUUGUAUUAGAUCCGUUGAAGAAGGGAAUUGAGGAAAUUAGUAAGAAAAAUGAUAGAAGGUUUUCGGUUGCUUUCGAUUGCAAACUUUACACGUCUAAUUUAUGUUGAACAUUGUCUAUCGUCAAACAGAAGUAAUCCGUUUCACAUUGUUAUACUUGACUGUUCUCUAUUUCACGUUAUACUUGUUAUAGUUAACAUACAUAGUAAUUGAGAAAACUUUUAUAAGUACGUUCAAAACUAUUGGUUUAGUUUGUUUUGAUUGCAUUUCUUACACUAUAUUUCAUAUGUUCAGUUUCACUUGAAAAUGUCAUGAAGGAACGCUUUUGGAUGUACUGAAUAAAUCUUUCCGGAUCUUGUGUAAGGUGUCAUGAUUAUUUUUCAAGUUACCAAGAUGCAUUUAUGGUUUAAACAUGUUAUGCUAUAACUGAAUUCUACAUCAUUUACCAUUGUCCUUUAUU
Messenger RNA from Aedes aegypti (yellow fever mosquito), 8723 nucleotides. RefSeq names its product voltage-dependent calcium channel type A subunit alpha-1. Bases 1287 to 6758 code for a protein of 1823 amino acids. Gene Ontology annotation, cellular component: voltage-gated calcium channel complex; membrane. The record is from RefSeq and is a predicted model, not a curated record. The transcript has 26 exons. NCBI's taxonomy places the organism in Eukaryota, Metazoa, Arthropoda, Insecta, Diptera, Culicidae. Gene Ontology annotation, biological process: chemical synaptic transmission; calcium ion import across plasma membrane. Gene Ontology annotation, molecular function: calcium ion binding; high voltage-gated calcium channel activity.